CACCUGCUAGCUAGUUCGCAUUGCUUGGCACAGCAGUGUCGCGCGCCUCAGCUAACGUUAACGUCAACCUCACCGCCUUAUCGUAUUCUCCUUCAACACAUCGACAACCCAACGACCCAACCUCCGCUUCACUAACCACUUCCCAAUUUCAUUUCCUCACGACCCGACGAGAUAUCGUAAUCCAUAUAACUCCCGCAGAACACAAUGGCGACAAAACGAAAGCUAGAGCCAACUGUCGAGGAAGAAGUGAUCGAUGAAUCCGACAACCUCACUUUUCUCUGCCUCGGAGGCGGCAAUGAAGUCGGACGGUCGUGUCACAUCCUUCAGUAUAAAGGCAAGACGGUGAUGCUGGACGCCGGAGUACAUCCCGCAUACGACGGACUCGCUGCGCUACCCUUCUACGACGAGUUCGAUCUGAGCACGGUCGAUGUGCUGUUGAUCAGUCAUUUUCACCUAGACCAUGCUUCCAGCCUGCCGUAUGUCAUGUCAAAGACUACGUUCAAGGGGCGCGUCUUCAUGACACAUCCGACGAAGGCCAUUUACAAGUGGUUGAUCCAGGACAGCGUUAGAGUAGGGAAUGUCCACAAUACCGCAGACAGCCUAUACACCGAAGCAGAUCAUCUGGCUUCAUACAGUCGGAUAGAGGCGAUAGACUACCACACGACACUGACGCAUUCCGGAAUUUCGAUAACACCCUAUCAUGCUGGACAUGUUCUCGGUGGUGCUAUGUUCAUGGUUGAGAUCGCAGGCUUGAAAAUCCUCUUCACCGGAGACUAUUCCCGUGAAGACGAUCGGCAUUUGGUGUCCGCCGAGGUGCCACCUGUCAAGCCGGAUAUUCUCAUCUGCGAGUCCACUUAUGGAACCGCUUCGCACAUGCCACGACUGGAGAAGGAAGCACGGCUAAUGAAAUUAACGACAGAGAUCCUGGGCCGUGGAGGCCGGGUAUUGAUGCCAGUGUUUGCACUGGGCCGAGCACAGGAGCUUCUAUUGAUCCUCGACGAAUACUGGGAAAAGCAUCCCAAGUUCCAGCAAUACCCGAUCUACUACGCAAGUAAUCUUGCCAGGAAAUGUAUGGAUGUAUACCGGACGUAUAUCAACACCAUGAAUGAUAAGAUAAAGAGAGUCAUGUUCGAGGGGGAGGGCAGGAAUCCAUGGGAUUUCCGAUGGGUCAGAAGCUUGAAGAAUAUUGAGCGAUUUGACGACGUAGGAGGAUGCGUCAUGUUAGCCAGCCCUGGUAUGCUCCAAAACGGUGUAUCUCGCGAACUCCUUGAACGAUGGGCGCCAGACCCACGCAAUGGCCUUAUCAUCACUGGUUACUCGGUCGAAGGCACAAUGGCGAAGCAGAUCGUCACUGAACCGCACGAGAUUGCGGCCGUCAUGACGUCUAACCGCUUCGGCGGCCGUCGCAAUGAUCCAGAUUCACAGAUCAUGGUGCCGAGACGCAUGAGCGUGGAAGAGCUGUCAUUCGCUGCUCACGUCGACUACAUCCAGAACUCUGGGUUCAUCGAAGAGGUCGGGGCCAAGGUGGUGAUCUUGGUGCACGGUGAAAAGAACAACAUGGGACGGUUAAAGAGCGCCUUGUUGAGUAAGAACCACGAAAAGAAGGAAGCAGACAGGAUCAAGAUCUACAAUCCGAAAAAUUGCGAGGAGCUCAGAAUUCCAUUUAGAGGAGAGAAGUUCGCAAAGGUUGUCGGCAAGCUCGCUCAGAAGCCUCCAUCGAUGAACCCAGCGGCCCUAAAAGCGAAGGACCAAAUCAUCUCCGGCGUGCUGGUACAGAGUGACUUCAAGUACUCUCUCAUGGCGCCCGACGACCUCCGUGAGUACGCAGGUCUGACUACCACGGUUGUGACCUGCAAGCAGCGCAUUCCCAUGCACGCUGCUGGACUGGCCUUGAUACGCUGGAGUUUGGAAGGCAUGUUCGGUGCUGUCGUUAACCUGGAGGACGAUUUUGUCGACGACGAGGAGCCUGAGGCGAAGGUGGAGGAAGAAGACGAUGACGAAUACGACCCCGAGAAGGACCUAGCGAAUGACAGCGACGGCAACAAUUCGGAUGAGGAGAUUUACGGCGACAAGGGAAAGUUCACAGGCAGGACAUUCAGGAUCAUGGACUGCAUCGUCGUUCGUUGCCACAAAGGGUACGUCGAGAUGGAAUGGGAGGGCAAUGUUCUCAAUGAUGGAAUUGCGGAUGCUGUCAUGGCCAUCUUGCUGAACUUGGAGAGCUCUCCGGCUGCCGUGAAAUACUCCGCGUCGAAGGCCCCUCCUCACAAUCACCACGGCGGUAGCAGAGACCUUUCCAGCAUCAAGAAUGCCUCACCCCACGCCCAUAUCACCGCCGAUCAACGUCUACAGCGCCUGUUGAUGUUCCUGGAAGCGCAGUUUGGCGAUUGUGUUGAGCCUCUCGAGCCACCCAAGCUCGACACCGAGAUGGAGAAUGGCGGCGAAGAGUCCCUUGCUCUCUCCCUCGCAUCUGACAUAAAGUUUUCCCCCGGCGUCAAGGUCACCAUCGACACAUUAGUCGCCAAGGUCUACUUCGAGACGCUGGAGGUCGAGUGCAGGAAUGAGAGCUUAAGGAUGAGGGUUAAAGCUGUCGUCGAGAGGGCGGUGGAGACGAUUGCACCUUUUGUCGACCUGGUCGGUGUGUACUAGUACUACAAGUAUAAUGACCAGGGUGACGAGGUUAAGGAAGGGAUAUGAAUCGUACUUCACAUGAUGUUGUUUUUUGCCCUGUUUGUUUGGGUCCGGCUGUAUCUAACUUUGUUUUGUUGUGGGGUUCUGCAUCUGUUUUUACCACCUGCUACUAUUCUGCCAGUAAUUAUAUCUGGGUGCCCUAGCUUUACAUGAUUCCGAC
Molecule: messenger RNA, 2848 nt
Organism: Tricharina praecox
Lineage: Eukaryota; Fungi; Ascomycota; Pezizomycetes; Pezizales; Pyronemataceae
Product: beta-lactamase-like protein
Exons: 6
Coding region: 205-2646 (813 amino acids)
Biological process (GO): mRNA 3'-end processing by stem-loop binding and cleavage
Cellular component (GO): mRNA cleavage and polyadenylation specificity factor complex
Molecular function (GO): RNA binding; 5'-3' exonuclease activity; RNA endonuclease activity
Source: RefSeq, a predicted model, not a curated record